Molecule: messenger RNA, 3661 nt
Organism: Lytechinus pictus (painted urchin)
Lineage: Eukaryota; Metazoa; Echinodermata; Echinoidea; Temnopleuroida; Toxopneustidae
Product: armadillo repeat-containing protein 2-like
Exons: 6
Coding region: 1-906 (301 amino acids)
Biological process (GO): cilium organization
Source: RefSeq, a predicted model, not a curated record
AUGUCCAUUAGAAGGUCGACGUCCGACGGUAGAAAAUGCCAGUGCUUGAGUUAUGUCGAGCUGAGCAGCAGGUCACGACGACGACGGGCUCUGCGUCAUUGCAAGUUUCUGGUUGCGUCGGACUUCGGGUCACUCGGGCUUCAGAUCACAUCGGCCAAGUAUCACUUCUGGCUUCGGCGGGGCUUAGAAUCAAAAGAUAUUAGUCAGAAUGAAGAGCUGGUCCUCAAUGCUCUAAUCACCAUCAAUAAUCUAUCUUUCUAUGACAUCAUCAAUAGUGCAAUUGUGGAGAGGCAGGUACAGAUAGCGAGAUUAUUACUGAAGCAACUAGUUACUGAUCAUAAAGAAGGGAUGAUAGAAGCAUCUAGGGUCUUUGGAAACCUCUCAAGAUCAGUCGAUAUACGCAACUUUUUGACGGCCAAAAAGGUGGAUGAGAUGAUGGUGACUCUACUGGACUCUGGUAAUAGAGAGUUUGUCUAUACGUCUUGUGGUGUGCUUAUAAACCUGAUGGCAGAUCAGGAGAGGAGACCAAUGCUCAAGAGAGAGGGUGGUGUCAGCAAAUUGAUAGAUGUAUUACGUGACUUUGGACGCAGUGAUUGGCAGCUUGCUGGUAUGGUUUGUAUGACGCUGUGGAACUACAGUGAGAACAUCGUCAACUCCAAUGAGACCUUUGGAGAGCAAGAGACCGGCGAAUUUACAGAACUGCUUGUGGACUACCUGGAUGAGGAAGUGGCCCUGGAGGUUCCUGAGGAUGCAGACUGGGAUGCAGAGACCCAGCAGCUCAUGAAGUCCUACUGGAAGACAGAGUUCUGUCCCGUAGCGUCGCAGCUCCUGGACCGGAUAGAACACCACCACUCUGACUUGGUUACGAUAGACUCACCAACCAACGUCACUAUGGCUUCAUCUUGAGGGUCCUUUGUUUGAUGAUUUCAGGUGUGGUUUUGGUUUGGGUCUUGAUAGUGUGAACUAGGAUACCCAGCAUGGGUUCUGAUAAAUAUGAUACUAAUCAUGUUAUGGAUGGUUCUAGGAGAGUUCCCCUGAUGCUUUGCAAGAUGUCCUUGAAGGAAUUGGUAUUUAGGUAAGAUGUUCUUCAAGGAGAUUUGACUUCAGGAGAGCUAGCCUCUCCAAGAGAAGCGUUCCAGAAGAAUGGUCCUGUGUGAAUUGCAUGAGGGGCGCUUGUCUUCUUGGUGAAUUAUCCUGUUACGGUUGGUGAUAGCUCAAGAUCAGUUGUUACUAGUCUCAGCACCCAGGACUAUUGUCCUUGUUCUUCCGUCCAUGCGACGAGGACCGUCUAAUCAUCCUGGGAUUUGGAUUAAUUAAGCUUGUAGGGUCCACAGAUGGCUGACCAAGCCAAUCCUGACGUUUACAGAGGGCAUAGAAUCACAUCAGCAGAUCCAACAGUUGCAUGUUAAGUCAAAGUACAGUAAAACCUGUCUAUAGUGGCCACCUAAGGGAAACGAAAAAAACUGUCUAUAGUGUUUACAGAGGGCAUAGAAUCACAUCAGCAGAUCCAACAGUUGCAUGUUAAGUCAAAGUACAGUAAAACCUGUCUAUAGUGGCCACCCAAGGGAAACGAAAAAUGUGACCUUUGUAGACAGGUGGCUGCUAUGGACAGGUUGUUUAACACAUGAUUUGUCUCUGAGGGAAUCAUUUUAGUGGCCACUAUAGACAGGUUGGCUGCUAUAGAGAGGUGGCCGCUAAGACAGGUUUGACUGUACAAGGUUGGGGAACCUUUUUCAAGAUCGUCACAAACUGUCUUUGAUCAGGAAACACCCAGAAAGAACUCACACUGCAUGAAUAUACCCCCAAAAAAACUUGGUGGACAAUUUAUGAAGUCUGCGGGAAGUUAGAAGAACCCAGUAGUGCCCAGGAGAUGCUGAUUGCCAAAUGCAGGCUUUCUGAAUAGAAUAAGAUCCAUGUGCCUUGAUACAGAUGUCUCCAGACCCACACAGACUCUUUGGUGCAUGUGUCGCUUGGGGGUCUGGGAAUGGGAGACAGUCGCUGACUCACUCGGGUAUGGGCAAAGUUCCUAUUUAGGGGAUGUAGAACUCAUCAGGGGGUCGUUGAGGCUACAGAUAAUGGCUAUGAUCUGGCUGUGAUCUUCAUCGCUUCUCCCUGUUUCAUGAAAAUACUCAUUAUGUGAAAUCUUUUGAAGGAUUCUUUCAUUUUAUUUGCCUCAGAGAAAUUGAUUGAUUGAAGUGGUAUUUAUUCCAAUAUCUUUGUUUAUUUAGUGCAAAAAAAAGGUAUCAUAUCGGGCAUUAAAAAAAUGUGUCCUUCCAAGUCUUGACUUAGCAGUAUUAAGUCUGUUUGAUAUCUGUCAUGAAUGAAAUGCUGAUUUGUGUUGAUAUCCUGCCUAUCGUAAAAUGAUAUACAAAGAUAUGUAAGAGCUUUCUUUGUAUCACAUAUGCUGGAUUUUUUUUUCAUUAUCACUCUUCUACAGAUAUUCUUGUAUUUUGAGGUCUCAGAAUUUACCAGUCUCGAAAAAUAUAUUGUUAUUCCAAAGCGUUUUGACGGUAAAAAUAUGACAUCGCCAGAAAUAAUAGCCUUCCAAAAUACCAAAAGUAGACCUCUCAAAUUGCAAAGAAAAAACCCCAUAAAAUCGGGUUCAAUAAUCAGAGCUUAUCUCUCUCGGCUAAUGGCUGAUUUACUGUAAUUUGCUGGUUAGCUCUUUUCAACAGCGUACAAAUAACGUAUGGUUCUGAGUGCAUUUGGUUGAAUUAGCACAUGUGAUAACUUGAAGCCAUUAAGCACAGGAAAAUGGCUUUUGACAAUUCUCUUUACAAACUUACAAUGUCCUCUUGAUUAUUGUGAAUCCCCCUCAUGUCAAGAUACAGAGAUAUGAUUGAAAUGCUUGUGUAAGCUUUCCUGAAAUUCAUUAGUAUCAUCACUUUUUGUCACGUAGCAUUGUCUCUGAAUUGAUAUUAGUCAAUUACUUAAAGCUUUAUUGAAAUGUUCACAUCAUCCAAAUGAUGUGCACUCACAUUUCACACACCAUGAUGAAUUUUAAUUGGAAGUGAUUUGAAGUUCCUAGAAAGCCACACAUUGGGUAUUAGCAAAGAUACUACAAGGGGAAGAUCGGACACUUCAGCAAUUUUUUGAAACGCUCGAUUAAUGCUCAUGGGGAAGGGUGCCCACUAGCGUUGAGUAAGUAAACCAUCGCACAUCGGCACGCUGCUGUGUAUAAAACAUUUGGGGGAAAUGAGAGAGUGGAUUUGGGAGAGGGCUCAUGGGCAACGCAUGUGGAUUAUUUCAGCUUUUUCAAUCCCAGAAACCUCUCAAAUAUAUUGAUUUAUAAUUUUAUGGGGAAAAAAAUUGAAGAAACAAAUUCUUAAAAUGUACAAAUAGUCUAUUCCUUCACCCCUCCACCAUUUCUCUCAUAGGUUUUGUACACAACCAUAUUGCGAUAUGCAAAGGUAAAAAAAGGUUGUUAUUUACUCAAGUACUCAACACUGUAGGGCGCUCUUCCGGAGCGUUCCAUUGCACGCUCUGUGCACUGUCCGAUCUCCCCUUUGUAGUAUCUUUGGUAUUAGAAUUUAGUAUUAUAUUAGAUGUAUAUUUCAUCUACUGUACAUGUAGAUCCCACAGAUAAGUACGUGAUUACCAAAUUCAUGCUUGUAUAUAUUAAUAGACCACCUGUUAUAAAGGCUUGUGAAUAUGAAUUUUA